AGCAAGCGACUACUGAUUACUUAACUACAAGGGCUUCUACUGCACCUGUCCAAAACACUCCUUCAUCGUCUGUACCAGCUACAUUCAAUACCACAGACCAAGUUUCAACUGAACAAUUAACUACUGAACACAUAACUUCUGACCCUGCAACUACUGUACCUGUUCAAAAACGAUCUACAUUCAAUAGCGCAGUGCGUGUUUCUACUGAAGAGGCAACUACUAAACACCUAACUAAAGAUCCAGCGACUGCUGGUUACUUACCUACACAUGCAACUACUGAGAAUGUAACUCAUCAAUCAACAACUGGGACUGCGGACACAGAAAUGCAACACAGCAUUACACGAGCGACUACUGACCAUACUUCUGCCCUAGAUAUAACCACGGUGGUUGAGACUGCUUCGUACAGUACUGCAGAGCCUGUCAGUGUCUCCACUGUUACGCCAACUGAAAACAGUCAAGGUUUAAGUCCAGACAACCUGGUAUUGAUCCGUGAGAACAUGACGUGGAACGACGCCCUGAGCUACUGCAGAGAGCACCAUGUUGACCUGGUCUCUAUCACUACAGAGCUGCUUCAGUACAGGGUGGCCAAGAGGGCUACCAAUGCCACUUCAUCCCACGUCUGGGUGGGCCUGCGCUUCACCUGUUCAUUCCACUUCUGGUUCUGGAUCAGGUCUGAUGCAGGCUGCUACCAGAACUGGGCCCCCGGGCACGGCUCAGACAGCCAGCAGGACUGUGGGAUUGCAGGGGCUGUAGAGACCACUGGGAGGCAGCAGUGGGUUAGUCUGGAGGAGAACCAGAGGCUCAACUUCAUCUGCUACAAAUGUUCUGGGUACAGUGGUGAGGGGUUGAUACAUCCCUGAUUCGGACAACUUUAAGUAUGUAAGAAAUGCUAACACGUCAUGGCAGCCUAAGAUUCAUCUCCAGCAGCCUGUAUAUACCACGAGAACUCUAUCAGAAGGAUCCAUCUCCAGCAGCCUGUAUAUACCAUCAGAACUCUAUCAGAAGGAUCCUUCUCCAGCAGCCUGUAUAUACCACGAGAACUCUAUCAGAAGGAUCCAUCUCCAGCAGCCUGUAUAUACCAUGAGAACUCUAUCAGAUGAUGCUGAUUUUACCAACUCUAUUUAUGUUUCAACUGAAUCUUGUUUUUCUUCAGGUGAUUUGAUUGUAUGUUUGUCCAUUAUGCUGAUUGUAUUGCAUCUCAGUUGUGGUAGUCUCGUCAAGAACCAGGCUUCCCGUGACAACGACGUGAUUUUGGAGCUAUGGCAACACGCGACUACAGUUGUCGUAGCACACUACAAUAGUUUAAAAAAGUGACAGUGUGUUACUGUUGAGUUCUAGUGUGUUACUAUUGAGUUCUAGUGUGUUACUGUUGAGUUCAAGUGUGUUACUAUUGAGUUCUAGUGUGUUACUGUUGAGUUCUAGUGCGUUACUGUUGAGUUCUAGUGUGUUACUGUUGAGUUCUAGUGCGUUACUGUUGAGUUCUAGUGUGUUACUGUUGAGUUCUUGGGUGCUGUUGCACUGUCUGCCACAACUGUUACAUUGACACAUCAGUAGAUUGUAUAUUAAACAACUGUUACAUUGACAUAGCAGUAGAUUGUAUAUUAAACAACUGUUACAUUGACAUAGCAGUAGAUUGUAUAUUAAACAACUGUUACAUUGACACAGAAGUAGAUUGUAUAUUAAACAACUGUUACAUUGACACAUCAGUAGAUUGUAUAUUAAACAAAUGUUACAUUGACAUAGCAGUAGAUUGUAUAUUAAACAACUGUUACAUUGACACAGAAGUAGAUUGUAUGAUUGAACGGCUUUAUGGAUUA
Molecule: messenger RNA, 1817 nt
Organism: Coregonus clupeaformis (lake whitefish)
Lineage: Eukaryota; Metazoa; Chordata; Actinopteri; Salmoniformes; Salmonidae
Product: lithostathine-1-like
Exons: 2
Coding region: 324-860 (178 amino acids)
Source: RefSeq, a predicted model, not a curated record